Molecule: messenger RNA, 1333 nt
Organism: Danio aesculapii
Lineage: Eukaryota; Metazoa; Chordata; Actinopteri; Cypriniformes; Danionidae
Gene: pinx1
Product: PIN2 (TERF1) interacting telomerase inhibitor 1
Exons: 7
Coding region: 89-1153 (354 amino acids)
Biological process (GO): regulation of ribosome biogenesis
Cellular component (GO): nucleolus
Molecular function (GO): telomerase inhibitor activity; nucleic acid binding
Source: RefSeq, a predicted model, not a curated record
GACACACAAGAAGUGCAUGUUCAUUCCAAGCAGGCACAAAUAGGACAACCUGUCUGUUUCCCCAUGUGUUCAAGGACCCUUCUCUAAGAUGUCCAUGCUUGCCGAACCUCGUCGUAAACAGAAGUGGUCUGUGGACCCCAGAAACAGCGCAUGGAGCAACGAUGAGUCCAAGUUUGGACAGAAGAUGCUGGAACGCAUGGGCUGGUCCAAAGGAAAGGGUCUUGGCAAGACUGAACAAGGGUCUACAGAACACAUUAAGGUUAAAGUCAAGAACAACAGCCUGGGUCUGGGCACCGCAGUCAACCACGAGGACAACUGGAUUGCCCACCAGGAUGAUUUUAAUCAACUCCUUGCUGACCUUAACAACUGCCAUGGACAGAACAACACAGAGAGUCCUGCGCAGGACAAAGGAUUCAGUUUGGAAGAGAAGUCCAAGACAUCCAAGAAGAGGGUCCAUUAUAUGAAAUUCACUAAAGGAAAGGACCUGUCCAGUCGCAGCGAAACAGACCUGGCUUGUAUUUUUGGGAAACGAGCGAAGCAAGAAACCAAAGACCGAGAUGAGGGAAGCAGUGGCUCGGACUCUCAGGAAGAUAAAGAAGACAGCGAAACGUUAGCUAAUCCAGACCCAGAGAUUCAACCUAACACUGUGACCAGCUCUCUGACCAUGCAGGAGUAUUUCGCUCAGCGCAUGGCCCUCCUCAAGAAGACAAACACUGCUUCAUCUGCACCAUCCACACCUGCAUCUACAGAGGACUCAACACCUAAUGCGAGCGAUGGGGAGCAGACCAAGAAGAAGAGGAAGAAGAAGAAAGACAGAGAGUGCGAUCGAGACGUCACAGAGGAAGACACGCAGACCAGAGUAACAGGAGAGAGCGUUAAAGAGCCUCCAAAUCACUCACAGAAGAAGAAGAAAAAGAAGAGCAGAAGGAACGAGGAGGAAGUGAACGGCGUCUCUGCAGUAAUGGAGGAAGAAGAAAAGGAGCAGGUUGAGGCAGAUGAACAGAAGACUGUAGAAAGCGAGAAUCAGGACUCUAAAGUUUCAGAGAAAAAGAAAAAGAAGAAAAAAAAGAGAGAGCGAGAUGAUGGAGGAAAGGAGGAAGAAGUGACAGAGGAAACGGUACACAAACAGAAGAAGAAAAAACUGAAAAAAUGAUUUUGCGCAGUGGACUGCUAUUGAAACCCCCCGGACUCUUUAGAUAUCAUCAUGGGUUUAGGAUUGAGAUCAACAAAAUGAAUCCUGAUGAAUUACGAAUUCAUUCAGUUUGUUUGAUAAUUGGUUUGAAUCUACACAUUUAAGCUAAACAAUGAGACAUUAAAAAACACACUGUCUGCA